GCGGAUGGAUUUGACGGAAUGCGAGUGUACAAAAUAAUAACUCGUUUGUUUCGUACAGUCGUACGGCUUUAAACAGAAGUGGCAGUUGAGUUGUGAUUUGUUAACAUAUUUGGAGAAUUGCUGUACAACACGCGCGACACUGGGGGUGUAUAAUGGUGGCACGGGGGCUGAAGCGCAAACUCCAUGCUGAUGUCAGAGACCCAGGUUGGGAAAAUCAGCUGCAGUCUGUGCUGAACAUUUCCAUAGACAAGUACCAGCGUGACCAAACCCUCUUGGAGCCAAGCCUACUGCGCUCCGUCCUCAUUACUAACACACUCCGUCAGGCUAGAACGCAAAUGGAGACUGUUUCCGAAAUUGAGAUCCCUGUAAAAAAAAAUCAAACACAACAUCCCGCACCAUGUUUUUGUCAGGAACUUGGCACGCCUUCUGGGUUCGAAGACAUGGAUGAGGAUUUUACAGAGGAUCUAUCUUUAUCCACCGCCAUUAGUGCCAUCUUAAAGAAUCUGGACACAGCUACUGACGGCAGCUCCGGCUCAUCUGCACCUCAGCGGUCACCGUUGGCCUCCCUGGAAAACAUUAAAGGGGACAAGAUGUGCAAAAGGAGUCCAAACAAAAGUUUAUCUAAUCACAGGCAGGACAAUGUUCUAGAUGAUUUGUUUUUGGACUUUGAUGCUUCCAAAUGUGAAGAGGAGAUGAAUGAUCAUCAUUUUGACCUUCCUGGUGAUGAAUUUGUGAAAUAUUUACCCUGUGUCCUACUUAGGGAAUGAUAUGGGGUUUUUACACUCCAUGUAGUGAAGUAAAGACUUUUUUGCAA
This is a messenger RNA of Clarias gariepinus (North African catfish), 814 nucleotides long. It is a transcript of the gene sertad3, whose product is annotated as SERTA domain containing 3. Bases 153 to 767 code for a protein of 204 amino acids. Gene Ontology annotation, molecular function: transcription regulator activity. Gene Ontology annotation, cellular component: nucleus. The record is from RefSeq and is a predicted model, not a curated record. NCBI's taxonomy places the organism in Eukaryota, Metazoa, Chordata, Actinopteri, Siluriformes, Clariidae. The transcript is spliced from 2 exons.